Molecule: messenger RNA, 591 nt
Organism: Protopolystoma xenopodis
Lineage: Eukaryota; Metazoa; Platyhelminthes; Monogenea; Polystomatidea; Polystomatidae
Source: the annotation of a GenBank genome assembly
AUGUAUCACUCCGAUACUGUGGAACCUUCCAGCUCAUCCUAUCCGCCGUCUAGUCUACUACCCACUCGGGCAACCGGGAUCUCUCCCUCAUCUCCUGGUGCUAUUCCUCCCUCUCAAACGAUCCCCCAAAACCCCAAUAUGCCAUUUACCCUGGACUCCAGACCGCCUGGCUAUUUGUACCAGCCAUCGGAUAAUCCAUCGCCAUCCUCAACUGCCACAGUUGCUCCCGCAACUACAGUCUACCAUUCUCCAGCUUCCCAUACCUCUGGCCUGCCACUGUAUCCCCUUGGAUCUAUCCAGUCUCGGAGGACAUCUACCACACGUCAGCGCUACUCUUUGGCAGGCAGUACGUCGACUAUGAGUGAAGAGGACGACUUGAUAUUCGAAGAUUUCGCCCGACUUCGCCUGAUGACGUCUGGACCGGCCACGGCCACCUCAGGCCCCACCUCUACAACCGUAAGCAUCAACGGGCCUCUAUUUCACACUAGCACAGGACCUGGUAGCAUUGACGUCAUCCAUUCAACUCCGUUUUCACAGCACAACUCAGCCGAGACGGACAAGAUCACUCGUCUUAUCCUACCCGCAAUUUGA